CCUUCUUCACUUUAGAAACACCCACUCCGUCCUCUUCCUCCACAUUUUGACACACUGCGCGGAGAAGCAGAUUCGGCAGUCGGAACCAAAACUUUUGGGGUCACGACAAUUUAAAAAAAAAAAAUAUAUAUAUAUCUCGUUCGAUUGUUUAGAAAAAGCAACUUCUUGCUUUUCUGCUUAUUCUAGUUCUUGUCCUGUGUUGGAGGACUUAUUUUGUUUUUGUUUUUAUAAUUGAGCUUGUUUGGUUAGUGACACCUGUUGAUCCUAACUAGCUAGAAUUCGUCUUUAUGUUGGACUUUAUAGGACUUUUCAUCAACGGAGACUCAUUUUUUUUAAUCACUUCUACCGGUCAUAAAUGGACAGUGUGACCCGAAAAAAGUGGACUACACAGUGAUAUCUGUCAAGAUAAAGACACUGCAACAAGUGGGUUUCUGGGUCGCACUUUCAACACUGGACACAUUUCUUGGACUUCAACAAAAAGGAUUCAGAUUCAUAAGCGCAGCACUUUCCCCGGCACCGGGCGACGAAUCAUGGACUCCAAGGGUUUCGGGGUUCGGCACUUGUUCUUGCUGCUGGUCGCCCUCCUCACCGGAACUUCGCAGUUGUUGCUGGUUGACGCCAACUCGUGGUGGUCAAUGGCGCUGACCCCCAUCCAGAGGCCCGAGAUGUACAUCAUCGGUGCUCAGCCGCUAUGCAGUCAGCUGUCCGGCCUUUCCCAGGGUCAGAGGAAGCUGUGCCAGCUCUACCAGGAUCACAUGAUGUACAUCGGAGACGGAGCCAAGACGGGCAUCAAGGAGUGCCAGUAUCAGUUUAGACAGAGGAGGUGGAACUGCAGCACGGUGGACAAUACGUCCGUCUUUGGGCGUGUCAUGCAAAUCGGCUCCAGGGAAACUGCGUUCACCUACGCCAUCAGCGCCGCCGGCGUGGUCAACGCCAUCAGCCGGGCGUGCCGCGAGGGCGAGCUAUCCACGUGCGGCUGCAGUCGAGCGGCACGACCCCGGGACCUGCCCCGUGACUGGCUAUGGGGCGGCUGCGGCGACAACGUCCACUACGGCUACCGCUUCGCCCGCGAGUUCGUGGACGCCCGCGAGCGCGAGAAGAACUUCCCCCGCGGCUCGACCGAGCACUCUCGCACUCUGAUGAACCUGCAGAAUAACGAGGCGGGACGACAGGCGGUGUACAACCUCGCCAACGUGGCCUGCAAGUGUCACGGCGUGUCGGGUUCCUGCAGUCUGAAGACAUGUUGGCUCCAACUGGCCGACUUCCGGCGCGUAGGCGAGUUCCUCAAGGAGAAGUACGACAGCGCCGCCGCCAUGCGCAUCGGACGAAGGGGCAAACUAGAGCAAAUGGACAAGCGCUUCAACCCGCCCACCCCAGAGGACCUGGUCUACAUCGACCCCAGCCCGGACUACUGCCUCCACAACGAAACCACGGGCUCGCUGGGCACCCGUGGCCGCCUGUGCAACAAAACGUCGGAGGGCAUGGACGGCUGCGAGCUGAUGUGCUGCGGCCGCGGCUACGACCAGUUCAAGACGUAUAAACACGAGCGCUGCCACUGCAAGUUCCACUGGUGCUGCUACGUCAAGUGCAAGCGCUGCACCUCAUUGGUCGACCAGUUCGUCUGUAAAUAACCUUCGGGGGAGUGGGGAGGCGAGGCCCGAGCGGCUUCGGGUUCGGUUAAGGCCUACUUUCCUGCUUUCCUGACCCAAACCGAAAAAAAGAAGGCUCACGCGUGACUCCGAUGAAUAAAAUAUAUAACUAAAUAAUAAAUAGACUAUUUAAAAAGAGACGCUUUGGAUCAUCAUCAUCCCCUUUGAUUCUGGCCUGCGGGAUAUUACGAGACGAAGGAAGGGCUUGUGGAAGACUGGAAAAGGGAAUCAUUCUUCAAGGCACACUUAAGCGUCGAAAUACUCGCAACGAAAAAGGGGACACUCCAUUAAACAGUCCAUUUGUCUGCGCGUUAACCGGCGGAAUUCCCCGGCGCGCUCGCAGCUCCCGCGACCCGACGAGCGACAGCGGUUAACGAGGCUUCGCCCGGUCGCCGCCAUCUUGCCUCAACCGGGCGUGACCUUCAUUGGCGGGGAAAAGGCACCGGGGCUAAAAAGCUCCAUUAGCGAGAUUGAUGACGCCGCGGCGAGAAGACGUUCCAACUCGAAUGCUAAUGAACAGUCAACCGAGCUUAACGUCUUCUUUUUGGGGGCCUUCGCCAUCUUGCUUCCAAAAUUAAUGCUUGUUGCCUAUGGUGGAAAAGAAUUGGUAGAUAAUCAUAAUUCAAUCCAGUGGCUGGAAAAAUGAACGUCUGUGUGUGUGGCAAAAAAAAAGAAAUAACAGAAGGGACUGCAAUUUAUUAUGUGCUACUUAAAAUUAGAUCAUAAGAGAAAGUAUAUAUUUUAUUACUGGUUUUUUUCCUGUUUUGUAUGUUUUAUACUUAUUCUUUUGAUAAACUAGUCUUUGGAAAAUGA
Syngnathus acus (greater pipefish) is the source of this 2462-nucleotide messenger RNA. RefSeq names its product wingless-type MMTV integration site family, member 5b (gene wnt5b). Lineage: Eukaryota; Metazoa; Chordata; Actinopteri; Syngnathiformes; Syngnathidae. The transcript is spliced from 7 exons. The record is from RefSeq and is a predicted model, not a curated record. Gene Ontology annotation, biological process: canonical Wnt signaling pathway; multicellular organism development; cell fate commitment. The coding region runs from base 531 to 1631 and encodes 366 amino acids. Gene Ontology annotation, molecular function: frizzled binding; cytokine activity. Gene Ontology annotation, cellular component: extracellular region.